AUGGCCGACGUUGUAGAGAAAAAGAUCGAAGGUAAGCUUCGUUUGUUGAAGUUUAACAAUGAACAAACAACAAAAAUUGUGGAUUCAGCUGAUCUAAAAGCUAUUGAGAGACACGUGAGUGUUCAAGGGAUCAAAAUUGAGAGUGGCGACAGAAUUGGCGAAGUUAGGCUUUGGACAGAGACAAUAGAACUGAACUGG
This is a messenger RNA of Paramuricea clavata, 198 nucleotides long. The record is from the annotation of a GenBank genome assembly. NCBI's taxonomy places the organism in Eukaryota, Metazoa, Cnidaria, Anthozoa, Malacalcyonacea, Plexauridae.